Molecule: messenger RNA, 3063 nt
Organism: Branchiostoma floridae (Florida lancelet)
Lineage: Eukaryota; Metazoa; Chordata; Leptocardii; Amphioxiformes; Branchiostomatidae
Exons: 4
Coding region: 645-1562 (305 amino acids)
Biological process (GO): tissue regeneration; cell adhesion
Cellular component (GO): membrane
Source: RefSeq, a predicted model, not a curated record
GGGCUUGCACAGCUUGUACUUGCUAAACACCAAAACUGGUGCUUUACGCCUCAGGGUGGUUUAAUGGUAUUGUGACACUAAGACACUAAACAGACAAAACGAAAGACCUAGAAAGGCUUCUGUGCACGCACGUGAUGAACAAAAUAAUUCAGAAACGCAACCGCCUCUCAUAAGAUAUUGUUCCUCACAAAUGAUCGAACUAUCCAACCAUUUUCCCGCCAGCUGUCUCAAUGUCUUUGUACAAAAAGUUGUUCUGCGGGUUCAGACCUUUCAAUCACAAACUGGGGCCGCCAGGCACAUGUUUAGUGCUUUGUGUAUUCUUUGCUGGUUCCUACCUUAAAUUCUGUUGUUUUCGUAGCUUUAAUAUUUACGUCUACAACCCUCUUUACGAUAUAUCUUCCACAGUGCUUAUAGUAUUGAUUUGUGAAACCUGAUGUGUAAAGGACCUCUUAACCAAAACAAAUAUUGAAAACGGAACACGCAACUUAUUUCUAAGCCAAAUCGGCCCACAGCAUGACGUUAUUUCAAAACAAAGGAUUGCGCUGAGAGCUGUCUUUACCUGUCUGGUAGUAUCACCUGGAAUUCGGAAACUCUCUCAACCAUGCACGUUCUAAUGUUGACACCACAACCACAAGGAAUCGUACAUGUAUAGGUGGAUAUCUCUCAGUUUUGGUGAGCUACGAACUCUGAGAAUUUUGCAGAAAUCGUCGAACGAAACCUGGAGUACUUGGAAGCUAAGUCCUGCCGACGAGAGCAAGACAGUUACCCGAUCGUGUACGAUUUUGUACGACUCUCCCAUGGCAGACGACAGUAAGGUAAACAGGUACUCUAAACAUUCCUUAGGACGAGAUAUUUCCCACGACCAAAUCCAGGCGUUGUUACCCAAUGAGGAAGAGGACUGCGAGGGGAAAACCGGCACCCCUACCGAGGAGACAUCCAACAGACCUUCGGGGCAAGGCGCAAGCACCGCCGAGGACGUUAAAACGGCGCCCGAUGUCAGUCAGUCUAUUGGAAACGCCACUGUUUCUGUGAAUAUUCCAACAGAACAGAUCAAGUUCCAUCCGCCAGUACAGCUUCCCGAUGUAGACCAUGUCGACCACCCGAAAGGGAAAUCCAAGUUUGUUUUCUUCAAGAGGAUUCCGGCUGGCCCACCCAGAGUUAAGCCGCCGAUUCAGAUGAACGCAUUCGCACAGAAGAAGACCCUGGCGCAGGGGCUCAUGGACAUCGCGCUUCUCACCGCUAACGCCUCUCAAAUGAAACUGGUUUUAACUGAGGGUCCGGACAGAGUGUUGUUCUACCAUUUCCUGGUGACGAUGUUGUCCCUGUCGGUGAUCUGUCAGUGUUUCGUCGGCUUCUUGCUCCUGUACAAGUCACGUCUCAACAUAGAGGACGAGCACGAACAGCAUGCAGCAGACACAGCCAACAACUGGGCCACCGCCCUGGUGAUGGUCAUCACGAUCAUCAACGUGUUUAUCUCCUCGUUCGGCAUCAAGCUGCAGGAACCGCAGGCCACAACAGCGCCAGCUGCAGCGGCGCCUCACAGCGGAUCGGAUAAGACAUGACAGCUACUGGUUGCAGGACAAUACAGACUUUUAUCUCCAUGUAUCAUCCGAGUAGAGGUUGGUGGGGGAAAAUCGUGACUUUUUCCUUUCAUCCCUUUUUUUUCAAUGUGGGAAGGCUGAUCGAAAAAAAAACGAAGAAAGGAAAUGGUCAUGAUUUUUCCCACCAACCUCUACUUGGAGAGUAACUUUUAUCUACUCUCCAAGCAGAGGUUAGGGCUGUUUUUGGAGCCUAGCCGUUUUUAUCAGCCAUUCUAUUUUGUACCAUUUUCUAUAUGUCUGGCGGCCUAACAACGUAAAGGAAACUGUACAAAAUAGAAAGCCCGAUAAAACGUCUCAAAGAACGUAAAAAAACAGCCAGAGCCUAACCUCUACUAGUAGAGUAACUUUUACCAGGCAUUGCUUUACAUUUGAGAAGCUCCGAAGAGGUUCACCCAUCAUUUGAGAAAAUGGAAAUGAACAUUUUACCACAAAUCUGCAAUAAAUAAUUCUUCGAAAUAAGUGUGAUGUUUACAAUUCUUUAUGAAGCAGUACAUAUAACUGUAUAUUGCAUUAGAAGGCAGAACUAGAACUGAAAGCCAGUAUGAAUGAUUCAAUGUGGUUUGAUUUCUUUUUGUAAUGUAAUGUUUGUUAUGUCAUUAUGUCAGAAACAGGCAGCUUUUUCCUUUCACAAUAAUAUUAAGUCAUGGUUGAUUAAACUUGAUAACUAUUUUCUCACUUCACUCAAAUAAUGACAUUGUUUUACUUCAGCUUCUCUCUAUGAUAUCUAGACUUAUAGUAAAUUGCCGUUGCUCAUUUGAUCAACUCAGUGUGCAUGUUUAUCUGAAUCUGUGUAUAUGUCAUUGUAUGUGUGUUAAUGUCUGUGCCUGUACGUCUGUAUGUACAUGUAUCUGCGUAUGUCUUUAUGUGCUUGUGUAUGUCCCUGUAUCUGUGUGUUUCCAUAUCUGUGUCUGAGUGUAUAAGUGUCUAUGUCUGUACAUGUAUGUGUGUUAACCUGUGUAUGUGAAUGCCUGCGCAUGUGACUAGAGAAAUCUUGAGUUUAGAAGUUACAAUCACACAGACAUCCACAAGAAAUCGGACAACCAAAAUAUCAUGCAUUACAACACAUGUAAAUGGUUUCAAUUUGGGAACAUUCUUUAAUAUAAGACAUCACAGGACGUAGCAAUGUCCAAUCUUCUCUUGAAAAACAUAGACAUCUAUCUUUCUGAAAAUGCUGCUGACAAAACAAUCAAGUACAGUACCUUUAAGAUACUUCCCAAAGAAGAAAUGAGCAAACUUUGUUACUCAAAAAAGUCAACCACUACUAAGAAAACUAAAAUCUUUUCAUCUCCAAGUGCCUUCAAUAGGAAGAUAUCACACUUCCCUCUUGUUAGUGUUCUAUCUUCAGAAAAUAUGCAUCACUCCAAAAUUAGGGAAAGCAGUAUCCUUUAGCCUGCUAACCUUGUCAUUUGUACUGGUUAUGGGUUAGGAAACAGGCGAUUACAAUGCUUGCCUGUAGAUGAAU